GUCACACUCACACCAAAUAAUACCUACAAAAAAAAAAAGAAAAAAUCGUCAAUCAUCUGACUGAGCUUGGCGGGCAUUACUUGUAAUUGUAUAACUCUCCACAUACUCGUAACGAUUCAAGUCCCUUUUGUGUCUUUUAAUGAUCUUUCUCCCCUGAACCUUUGAAUUCUCUCUCUUGGAUUCUCUGGAGCUACUCAAGACUUAAGAACAGCUCUGCCAUCUCAUUUCUACUGUUGCAAAAAGAGGAGGAUGAGUACAGAUCUUUUCAGCGAGGAUGAUGUUGAGGAGAAUCCAUCUUCUUCUGCAUCAUCGUCGAGAAUGGAGCUAAAGCGGAUUCAUCAGUGGCUGACACAAGAAGACUCCUCCGGUUCAGAGCUUUUUAGUAAUAAUAAGAGACAAGUGGUUGAGAUUGAUGGUGGUUCCCGACUUGCUUGGGACGAUACACUUGUCCCUAAUUGCUUAUUUGAUCCUGCUACAUCACAUCUCCUCGGUAGAUAUAUCUCUCCUCUGGGCCACCAGGAGGAGGUUCUUCAUGGUACUAGCUCGUUUAAUCUUGACACCAUCAGAAAGGUUACAGUCAAUAAUCAUCAAGCGUGUGAAUCUCAAAACAUGCUACCUGAUGAAUCCAUGGUUCAGUUUUAUGGUGAGGGAGUUUCAAGAUCAUAUGAAACGGUUCCUUCUUAUGAAGCUAACACGCUCUCCCUUGGCCAAACCUUCAGUACUAUUGACAAGAGCUUCAUCUCGCCAGAGCCAUUCGCUAGCAAUCCGGAUGGAAACUUCAUUCCAAACUUGAGCUAUUAUGACAAAGGAGAUGAAAACGUCUUCUCAACGUUUCAUCCAUUUGACAAAGGAGUAGGAAACUUUGCUCAGUCUCUUCAAAAGUCUGCUGAUGAGAACAUCUUCAUGUCUCUUCUCCCCUGUCACAAAGAUAAUGUCAAUGUUGUGUUGUCAGGGAGACAGUCACCAUUCUCCCAAGGCGGUGAGAUGGCGGCAUUUACGGUUCCUAGCCAAGAAAAAGCAGACAAGAACAGUGAUCAUCGAACUACUAGUCAAGAGGAUACAACCAUAUCGCCAGUUCCUGUUGUUAACAGUUUUGAGAACUUCUUCAGCCAUUCUCCUGCAGAUGACAACAUGUCUUUUCAACCUAGAUAUCCCUCUUACGCUAGCUCUGCAUUGCUCGUCCACAAAUCUAAAGAUUCAAAGACAGCUAAGAAGGGUUCUACUACUUCUUCCACAAACACAUUUCCUUCAAAUGUUAAGUCCUUGUUGUCAACAGGAAUGUUUGAUGGAGUUACCGUCAAGUACUACUCCUGGUCACGUGAGAAAAAUCUCAAAGGAGUUAUAAAGGGGACUGGGUAUCUAUGUGGUUGCAGCGACUGUAACCUUAAUAAAGUUCUUAAUGCGUAUGAGUUUGAGCAGCAUGCUAAUUGCAAGACAAAGCACCCAAACAAUCACAUAUACUUUGAGAAUGGUAAGACCAUUUAUGGCGUGGUUCAAGAGCUCAAGAAUACACCUCAGGAGAAGCUGUUCGAUGCUAUUCAAAACGUAACGGGAUCUGAUAUCAACUAUAAAAAUUUCAACACCUGGAAAGCAUCGUAUCAAGUCGCUAGCCUUGAACUUCAACGUAUCUAUGGUAAGGAUGCUGCUACUUUGGCAUCUUGAGAAGGGACGAGUUAUUCAACUGGGAUGCUUGUUUUUUCUUUUGUUGCAAGUGACUUGUGAAUUCUGUUCUUGUUCUAUGUAAACUAUAAGCUUUUAACAUAUAUAUAUAUAUAUAUAUAUAUAUAUAUAUAUAUGUCAGAACCUUUGAACUGCUAUGAUGUCUUGUCUGGUGAGAGUCUAGUUGUAAUUUAAACUUCUGCUAGCACUCCAAUAUUUUAAGAUUGCAGAUUCGCUU
Messenger RNA from Raphanus sativus (radish), 1897 nucleotides. RefSeq lists its product as uncharacterized. The transcript has 5 exons. Bases 250 to 1662 code for a protein of 470 amino acids. NCBI's taxonomy places the organism in Eukaryota, Viridiplantae, Streptophyta, Magnoliopsida, Brassicales, Brassicaceae. The record is from RefSeq and is a predicted model, not a curated record.